Aspergillus welwitschiae is the source of this 4011-nucleotide messenger RNA. RefSeq lists its product as uncharacterized. The record is from RefSeq and is a predicted model, not a curated record. The transcript has 12 exons. Lineage: Eukaryota; Fungi; Ascomycota; Eurotiomycetes; Eurotiales; Aspergillaceae. The coding region runs from base 1 to 4011 and encodes 1336 amino acids.
AUGAGUGCGUCGACGUUUCCGGACGCUUCCCUUGCCCGCGAUACUCAGAGCUCCGACUUUGACCUGAUCGUUCGCCAGCAGCCCAACAGGGCGCGCGUGGCGGGUGGGAAGGAGAAAGAGGACAACCCAGUUCCCGUGGCCCCGUCCACUGCUCUGACCGGCACACUGGUUUCGUCUCUCCACAGGUUGAAAGAUGUGGACAAUACUGAUGGGGGAUUCUUCGUUUGGGGGGACUUGUCAGUAAAAAUCGAAGGAGAUUUCCGGCUCAAGUUCACUCUCUUCGAAAUGCGAAAUGUACCCGCCAAAGAGCUUUCCGGGCAUGGCAGAGUCGACGUUCCUCUCCAGAUCUUUUGCGGACCAAGCAAACGGCCUGUACCCCGGCCAGAGGAGUAUCCGCAGCCGAUUCCGCGCUCGCCCGAUCGUUCUUCGAUCCAGAUGCCAAGCAACGCGUUCAGCGCUUACCCGACAACGAGUAGAGACUAUGGGUACUAUGGACAGCAGACACACCCCAGUAAGCGGCCGCGAAUGUCGUCUAUAGACCUUGGGACCCGAGGGAUGUAUGACGCAGAUGGGCGGAUGCGUCAGAUGGAUACGUACCCUCAAACGGCGAUCUACAAUCAGCCAGGGGGCUACGCAACUCCUAUGAUGCAAGGCUAUCCUGCCGGACACACGGCGGUUCCAGAUUAUGCGAUGUCUUACGGGAUUCCAUCCUCCACUCAGGUACCCCAGAUGCAAGACCCUGGGGCACACGGUCGAUCCAGCCAACAGGCCACGAUGCAGUCCUUAGGAAUGGUCAACGCGCCUGGUACUCCUACAGCGGACUCGACGGGAGCAAUGAUGCCACAAAGCUACCCUCGUUCGCAAUACCAGACUGGGUCCACAAUCCUUCCUCCUUUGCAACAACGGAAUCGAAAUUUUGCUCAAGGCACCAACGGUGCAGCGGCACGAGGCUACUUUGAUCAAUCUUCCCAAGCGGCGACACCGAUCCUUCCAUCACAACCUAUUUCUACCAAUGAAGUGGACAGGUGUUUGAUUGUUAUUUCUAUUCCCCGUUAUUAUGUUAUGGUUACGGCUUUGGAUCGAGUGAUGACGGAUGAUGGCUGGACGGUUGACUUCAUUCCCGAAGCAAGUCAACUGGUGUUUGCAAGGUUCCUUCCAGCACCGAAACUAUAUACGCGGACUAAGGAUGGCUGCCUGAGGUUAGGCCGGAUGUUGCCUUCCUUUUUGGGGGAAAAUCCCAACUGGAGGUGGGAGUCAACCGGCUUCUUCCCCUCGUUGACGGCCUCGCCUUCACUUCUCACUCCACACCGUCAAGUACCUCUGCUCCAGGCUUCUCCAGAGGUUUCAAAUUUGGACAUUCGAAGUACCUGGAGCGGUAGCCUAGACGAGCCCGUCAACUGCAGAAUCUCUAUGGUGCUAUCCAUCUUGAACAUCCGAUCUGCCGGGGUUUCUAUCGUCAAUACACAGUUGGUUCGGCUUCAGCCUGACCAGUAUAGUGACGGUACUUGGUCAAGCUCGAGCUCCCCUCAGAGUCCUUUAUUCGCCUUUUCUUCAACUACAACAGAGUCUUACCCUGCACGUUCCCCGGUAUCUGGCUCAGAGUCUUCUGGGGGAAAUGUGCCCGCAAAUAUCGAGAGUUCGGCUCAAAACUUGGUAUCCUCGGUCGAUGGAACUGUUGAAAACUUCUCUAUUUGCGAUACUGGGCUCGAUCAGCUGGAUCAUCAUUCGGCUCAAGUAUCAUCUGUGUCCGAUCAUAGCGAUGAAUAUACUAGGUUUAUAGAUGCUAUCAAGCAGCAUAGUCUGGGAAAGAGAAGUGCUGCAGCGGCAGGCCUGACGGAAUCUCAGCCGGGCUCGGAUACGGAAGAGGGUCAAAGUAGGAAAGCGGCGCAGCAAAACCAUAUUGACAGAAUUAGUUCUACAAAAUUUGAGCCCAAAAGGAGAGUGUCUGAGGGCUGGGCAAACCACAGUGGACACUUGGUCUCCAACUCCCCGCUUCCCAGAGAAAAGCAGCAUGAACCCCUCAGCGGAGAGUCCGUACCCCAGACUGACAACAUAACACAAAAAAUAUCUUCCGGCAGUACGCAAACCAAGGGUGUUAAUAGUGCUUUUGAGGUCAAGGACAUAGCAAGUAGCAUGAAGCUCGAAGCCAGUGAUGCUGGUGCUACUCUCGAGUCUUCACUAGCGCAUUCAGACACAGGCAAAGAACCAUUUCAUGAUCCUGAACAGCCAGAGGUUGCGGGGUCCGUCUUUGGUGAGGCUGAUCCAUGUUUCUCAUUGAUUGAUGAAAUGACACCGUUACCUGAGCCUUCAAAUGAAGAUACUACAAAAGUAUCGGGCGAAGUGCGCAAAGACCCCUUCUGGAAAUGGUCAAAUGCGGACUCAACACCAUCCAUUCCAGCUUUGAAAGAAUCGCCACUAUCCAAUUCUGACCCCGGAGAGGUACCUAUGGUAGCUGAAAUUGAACCAGAGGAGAUCGCAAAGGCUCGGCUACUUCCCAAGCUCACCAUACCGCAACCUUCUCAUGGGAAGACUGCGGAUGAAAAGGAGACCUCCCCGCAAAAUCAUGAUGACGAGUCACGCGCAGAUGUACACUGCGAACCAGUAUUUGAUAUUAACCGUGGUAUUCUAAUAGUCAAGAAUCCUUCAAAUGUCCAGCAAGAACACUACAAGCUCAUUGUUACCAUAUCCGUGUCUCUGCGGCAAAGAAAGCAAAGCGGAUGGAAUGACUUAGUUAUCCAAGGCCUACCUAAGUUGGUACCUGGCGAGUACGGAUACCUCCUUUUCCUCAUGCCAGAGGAAUAUGGUCUCGAGUUCCGUACGACGAACUUACAGAGGCAUAAGAUCGUGGAAAAUUGCUUCCUGGGUGAGUUCAGCUAUACGGGUGACCUUGUGAUCCCUGUUCGAAGGUGCGAGCGGAAGUUUUACGGAGUUGUCAAGGACUUUACGGUACACCAGGAAAUCAGGGCCGAAUAUGCAUUGGCCUCUGUCAAAGUAGAAAGUCCGCCAGAAUUACAAGCAACAUACCACGCUGUUUGCUCUGUCAGACUGCACAAUCGUUGCUUUUGGGCCGAAACAUGCUGUCUCAUUCUGUCCAUCGAUGGGGGACCAGAUAGUGUUUUCCGCAGUAAACUUGAUUCUCAAGAAAGCGGUCUGAAGAUGAUCCAUAUCCCAGCAAGAGAAAAUGUUGGUAUUGGAUCUGCGUAUCUACAGAUCGUUUGCUCGCCCCGAGAUCUUGAAUUGUUCUGUGUGAACUGGACAGUUCGGCUUCCCGGGCACCAUGCAAUCAGUUGGCUCCCACGAAUUUACCCGGCAUUUUCCAGUCCCAGUGACCGUGUUAGACAUCAUCUCCGACGGACAUUUGAGAAAGUGGAGGCUGUAUCACUUUCACGCAUUGAGCGUUCUCGUGGCUACGAAAUGGGGGAACCUGAGAUCGAUGACUCGAAAAAGCCCGCAGGUAUAAGAGAUGCCAUUGCUAUCGUGGCGGACCUGCCUGCUAAGGACAAACAGCCAAUGAAUAAUUGCGCGAAUAUUCCGAGAUCAGAGAACGUUAUACAAAAGAUGAGACUCGUUUUCAUUUGCGCUAUCUAUGUUCUGGGAACCAUUCUUGCGUUCUGGCUCAAUAAUACCGUUAUUGACGCUGUGGCUUCACCAACUAAGGCGACAUCCACUGUUGCUAAUAUGGAUGCGGAAAGCCUUAAUAUGAGUCAACCAACGGCAGUACACUGGCAUAGCUACACCAGCCAGCCCGAUACGUCAUGGGAGGGCAACUCCAAGGAUGAACCAACACCAGGAGUCAGCAUUUCUGUAGAGGCGAACGAAGAGGUAACAAUGGAUACUGAGACCACGAAGCCGGAUCAAGAGUCAACAAGGUCGGCACCAGCUGGACCGCGAAGCCUUGAGUCACCGCAAGCUGAACAAGAGUUGACUUUCCGGGACAGGGUUGAUUACUGGCUUGGGUGGCGGGGCCCGGCCAACAGCGAGAUUCACGGCGAGACUGUCGCGCAAUCUUAA